This is a messenger RNA of Athene cunicularia (burrowing owl), 2636 nucleotides long. It is a transcript of the gene C28H19orf44, whose product is annotated as chromosome 28 C19orf44 homolog. NCBI's taxonomy places the organism in Eukaryota, Metazoa, Chordata, Aves, Strigiformes, Strigidae. The transcript has 7 exons. The annotation marks the transcript as partial. The record is from RefSeq and is a predicted model, not a curated record.
UCCUCUCCUCGGCAGGGACACGGUGAUGCUGCCCACCGGAGAACCCUCACAGCCGGGCGCAGCUCCUGUAGCGCCCGCUCUGUGGCUGACACCGAGUUGGAGAAGCCUGGAAGAACUCCGUUCUGCCACAGCAGGUUCCUAAAGGUGCGCGACGAAAAUGUACGUGGAAGCCAGCGGGGCCAGACUUCGGGAAGUGCUGUGCAGGCAGCGAGCUGGCGUGUCGCAAAGAGCACGGCGGGCGGUGCUUCCCACACGCGGCUGAGCUCGGCUCUGAGGAAAGCCGCGCAGCUGGAGAGCAGAAUCGUGAGCCGGAGGAAGCAGGCGGAACUGCAGAGCACUGACUUGGGCCAGACACCUUCGGAUGAAGAGUCCGUCUCAGCUGCCUCCAGUCAUGAACACAGUGCAAGGGGCAAGAAGUAUCUGAAGAAUUAUGUUACUGCCGGUGGAAAUACGACCCUCGGUAACGCCCGUUCUAAGGAAGAGGAAAGCAUCCGAAGCCCUAAAAAGAAUGUUAUGGUCAAACAACAGCUGGGUUUGGAUAGCGAUGAAGAGGAAAUGAGAGAGUUGAUGGAGAGCUCUUUGGAGAUUCCCAGUGGAAAUGAGAAUAGGAGAGUUGUCAUAGCGGAUGAUUCUAAAUGGAAUGGAAAGAGUAAGACUCCAGUUUCAUCAGGAAUGCCUCCUCCAUCUCAUGAGGAAAUUUCACCAACAGAGGUAUCUAAAGCAUCUUUUUUUCAUAGCAAAGACUCAGAGAAAAAUAUUUCUGGUAGAGUUAAUUCACCAGCACUUUCACCAGCCAGCAGAAACCUGUCAGUACUACAUAAUGUGAGAUCUCAGUUGCCGUCUUCGUCCGUGAAAGACAAUACUGUAAAGAUUACUCUGCCUGGAACAGGCAACACCAAGCAAAGCCAAAUAUCACUCGAAAGUGACAGAAGUGAAAUAAAAUCAUUAGAUGAAUUAUUUUCAAAAGCAGCUGGUGCAGAAGAUUCAAUGAGCAGCGGCUCAAAUGACUUCAGACUGAAUAUCCUGAGCCUUGAUGAUUUGGCAUCAAAUAGUACCAGUGAGGCAGCAGAGUUAAAGCAGAAAGGGACAGAACUUCAAAUUACUCAAGAAUCAAACAGAAAUCCAAAAAAAGACACAUUCCUGGUGGAAAAAGACCAAACUUCUCUUAAAAUGGCAAGUGCAGUAACUGGUGUGAAUGAUGCUUCCCAAGGGGAUAUUGAUAAAACUGAUGCUGAAAUCUCUGAGCAUUUAAGUGGAGUUUCUGCAGAUCUUCCUAGACACAAACAGGAUUAUCUUGAUCAUGAGGAGAGAACCGUUAAUUCAGAAUAUUCUGAAGACUUUGAAAGGUCUCCGUCUACAACAGACAGGGAAUCUGUAUCAGAAAUGUCAGAGGAACGUUCUGAGAGCUGCAAGUAUUCUGGAAAACACCCAUCCUCAGCAUCGUCACCUUUACUUACGCGAGAGCAGCAUGAGCAGGUACACAGAGUAACUGUCAAAGAAACUGCAGUUCAGACAGUGGAUCCUCUGUUCACCUACAGCUGGUCAAAGACAAACACCUCUGCAGUACUUGACGCACCUCUAGGACACAGUUAUGUUGACCCAGUACCCGUUGCCAGUCACACCAUCAGCAUGGACGCAGUAGAAGCCUUGACAGCGUACAGCCCGUCCGUUCUUGUUCUAAAUGCCAUGUUGAAACAGCACUUGCUCUUGACUCAGCAGUUUGUAGAGAACAUUCACAACCUUCACUCAUCCCUCGUGGAGUCAUUAGAGAGCGAGAAGUUCCACUACCAUACCCUGGAGGAGGCUAAAGAGUACAUCAGGAAACACAAAUCCCCACCUCUAACAAUUGAGCAAGCACGUGAAGAAAUUUGGAAAGCACAGAAGGAAAAUCUGCUUUGACUCUUUGAAUUUCAAGUAAAAUUUACAUAUACAGAUCUCAAGGUGGAACAGGAAACCCUGCCAAAUUGAAAAAUUGCACAGAUAACUUUUAAACUGGACAUAGUUUUCCUAUUUCUGAAUUUUAUACUAAUGUACAUGAUUGAGGGAUCAGCAGGAACCUUCAGCCAGACUGUUCAGCCAAAAAAGAAACCAAGAAAACACUUCUUGUGUCUAUCACAGAGAUUGACUGAUCUGUCAUCAGGGUAGAAGUGAAAGUCUGUGCUACAGUGCCCGAGGAAUGAUCACAGGAGAAAAAACACCAGAUCCUGACUUUAGUGCCAUAUUCCAACAGUGUUUAUAUAGAAUUUUGUUUGUGUAGGUGGAUAAAUUCGACACAGGGAAGCUUUACAAGCCAAAUCCUCUGAAAUACGAGCCACCAUUUUACUUUUAUUAAAAAAAAAAGUGUUUAUUGGAAGGCAGAACAAUAAAAUUCACAAAUUGAUAACAUACAGGUGUUGUAUGCUGAUUCACAGACAGUUACAGUUCCACAACUACAGUAGAUCUAGAACAAACUGAUAUUUCAUCAUCGUAACUGAAUGGUUUUAAGAGGGUUUCUGCUAUACAAACAAAGGGCUCUGGAAGAGGUUACCACCACGCAGACCUCUGGAGUGGAAGUGCAGUGUAAGGGCCUAACAUCUUUAGCUGGUGGUCUCUGGAAACAGUUAAAAAAGGUUGUUUUUUGUUGUGGUUUUUUUUUU